Molecule: messenger RNA, 1735 nt
Organism: Sinocyclocheilus anshuiensis
Lineage: Eukaryota; Metazoa; Chordata; Actinopteri; Cypriniformes; Cyprinidae
Product: zinc finger protein OZF-like
Exons: 2
Biological process (GO): regulation of transcription by RNA polymerase II
Cellular component (GO): nucleus
Molecular function (GO): RNA polymerase II cis-regulatory region sequence-specific DNA binding; DNA-binding transcription activator activity, RNA polymerase II-specific
Source: RefSeq, a predicted model, not a curated record
AGAGUGAAGCAAGAAAAUACUGAGGAACAAACAGGUCUGAAGACACCGAAAGAUGAGAGUCAAGAACUGAAUGAAAUGGAAGAGAAAAAACACUACAUGAAACAUGAUUUCAUUAUUGGUGAAAAAUCCAGACAGACAGACAAGAAGACUUCAUCACAAAAAAGUUAUCUGAAUACAAAAUCUAACAAAUGUUUCACCUGCCGUCAGUGUGGAAGGAUUUUCAAUCAAAAACAAAACCUCAAUGUCCACAUGAGAAUUCACACUGGAGAGAAGCCUUUCAGCUGCCAACAGUGUGAAAAAACUUUCACUCAAAAAGGAAACCUUAAAGUCCACAUGAAAGUUCACACCAAAGAGAAUUCUUUCACCUGCCAACAGUGUGGGAAAACUUUCAAACAAAAAGGAGCCCUUAAAAGGCACAUGAGAAUUCACACCGGAGAGAAAUCUUUCACCUGCCAACAGUGUGGGAAAAGUUUCACUCAAAAAGGCGCCCUUAAAAGGCACAUGAGAAUUCACACCGGAGAGAAGCCUUACACGUGUCAACUGUGUGGAAAGAGCUUCACAACAGAACUAAACCGUAGGUAUCACAUGAACAUUCACAAUGGCGUGAAGUCGUUCACUUGUGAUCAGUGUGGAAAGAAAUUCACACGUAAAGUAACCCUUAAUCAGCACAUAAGGAUUCACUCAAGAGAGAAUUGUUUUAUAUGCGAUCAGUGUGGAAAAAGUUACUCAAGCAUGAAACGCCUAAACAAGCAUGUAGUAAUUCACUCUGGAGAGCAGCAGCUCGAUUGCCAGCAGUGUGGAAAAAGUUUCAGUCAUAAAAUAAGCCUUAAGGCUCACAUGAGACUUCACACUGGAGAGAAACCUUAUACGUGCCCUCAGUGUGGAAAGCGUUUCACUUAUAAACCAUCCCUUGAUUGCCACAUGAGAGAUCACACUGGAGUAAGGCCUUAUAUAUGCAAACAGUGUGGAAAGAGCUUCUCACAAAAAGGAAAUCUGAAGACUCACAUGAUAAUUCACACUGGAGAGAAGCCUUUCAAAUGCCAGGACUGUGGAAGGUGUUUCAACCGUAAAGUAAGCCUUAAGACUCACAUGAGAAUUCACACUGGAGAAAAGCCUUACACAUGCCCUCAAUGUAAAAAGCGUUUCACAUAUCAAGGACACUUCAAACAUCAUUUGCAAGCGGGUUGUGGAAAGAAAUUGCAGUGUUCUGAGUGUGACAAAAGCUUUAGGAAAAGUAGCAAUUUCAAAAAUCACGUGUGCAUUCGCUCUGAAGAAAGACGAUUUAAUUGUGGUCAAUGUAAUAUAAAAUUUAUUUUGCCAUCACACCUACAGAUACACCUGAAAAGUCACACAGAUGUGAGACGCUAUUUGUGUUCCUUGUGUGGUAAGAGAUUUAAAUGGCUCAGCAGUUUCAAAUGGCACCAGAAAAUACGGAUCUGUGUGAAAUUAAGGCUCCGUUCACACCGUCGCCAAAUCUGAUGACCUUUUCCUCCUUAUACUUUCCAUUUAGACUUUAUUUUCUUGUCAUGAACACAUCGACGACUCUGAACUCCACAUUUGACCAUCUCAAUUUGUAAUGUUGAGUGGUCGCCGUAGAUGCCCUCUAAUUUUGCUUGUAUUGAGGUGUCGCUCCAUUUCAUGUACUGAUACCUUGGGAUCAAAAUAUUAGUAAUAUUAAACUUCUAUCUUACUGUGGAAUGCCACAAUGUCACUGAACGAUUGUAAAUAAAAAUAC